Messenger RNA from Cooperia oncophora, 279 nucleotides. NCBI's taxonomy places the organism in Eukaryota, Metazoa, Nematoda, Chromadorea, Rhabditida, Trichostrongylidae. The record is from the annotation of a GenBank genome assembly.
AUGUUUGCUUAUCCGGCGUUUGGCCUCAGGAACAAAUAUCUCGAAAAUGUCGAAGAUGAUUACCUGUAUCAUUUCGGAUUUGGGUUAAAAACAGUCGAUAUUCCGAAGACAUUUGGAGAUGUUAAGUUCGUAUGCACAGGUGGUUCACCGACGAGACUGAAGUUGUACGCCGAAUGGUUUUCCAAGGAGUGCAACUUGGAGUGCAGCGAAAAUCUCUCGAAAAGCGAUCGUUUUGUGAUGUACAAAACUGGUCCAGUGCUUUGGAUCAACACAAGUUAA